CGGUAAAUAGCAAUCGGUCCCCGCACUGUUCCGCAAGCCUGCAGUAACUGGACAUGUCGGUGUUCACUGAUGUUCCGCAAGCCGCUCCGGUGGCGGUCUUCAAACUGACCGCAGAUUUCCGGGAGGACAAAGAUCGGAACAAAGUGAAUUUGGGAGUGGGAGCGUACAGAACAGAUGACUCCCAGCCGUGGGUGCUGCCGGUGGUGAAGAAGGUGGAGAGGAUGAUCGUGGAGGACAACAGCCUGAACCACGAGUACCUGCCCAUCCUUGGGCUUCCUGAGUUCCGCUCCAGCGCCUCCAAGAUUGCCCUGGGGGAGGACAGCCCCGCCAUCCGCGAGAACAGGGUCGGAGGUGUGCAGGGACUGGGCGGGACAGGAGCCCUGAAGAUCGGUGCCGAGUUUCUCCGCCGCUGGUACAACGGUCAGAACAACACAGCGACCCCAGUCUACGUCUCCUCGCCAACAUGGGAGAAUCACAAUGCUGUCUUUGCUGAUGCCGGGUUCAAGGAUAUCCGGCCGUACAAGUACUGGGAUCCUGAGAAGCGAGGGCUGGCAUUGGCUGGCUUCCUGGAUGACCUAGAGAAAGCUCCAGAGCGCUCCAUCUUUGUGCUGCACGCCUGUGCCCACAAUCCCACCGGCACCGACCCCACCCCAGACGAGUGGAAGAAGAUUGCGGAGGUCAUGAAGCGCAGGAACCUUUUUGUCUUCUUUGACUCGGCGUACCAGGGCUUUGCCUCAGGGAGCCUGGAGAAGGACGCGUGGGCCAUCCGCUACUUCGUGUCCCAGGGCUUUGAGCUGCUGUGCGCCCAGUCCUUCUCCAAGAACUUCGGCCUCUACAACGAGAGGGUAGGCAACCUCACCGUGGUCGCCAAGGACAACGAUAACCUGACCCGGGUCCUGUCCCAGAUGGAGAAGAUCGUCAGAACCACCUGGUCCAAUCCCCCUUCUCAGGGGGCCCGCCUGGUGGCCAUCACCCUCAACAGCCCUGAGCUGUUUGCCGAAUGGCAGGACAACGUGAAGACCAUGGCGGACCGGGUGCUGCUGAUGAGGGCUCAGCUGAAGGCCAAGCUGCAGGCCCUGGGCACCCCGGGCACCUGGGACCACAUCACCCAACAGAUCGGCAUGUUCAGCUUCACUGGCCUCAACCCCAAACAGGUGGAGUACCUGAUCAAGGAGAAGCACAUUUACCUGAUGGCCAGCGGCCGCAUCAACAUGUGCGGCCUGACCACCAAGAACAUCGACUACGUGGCCCAGUCCAUCCACGAAGCCGUCACCAAGGUCCAGUAAGGGCCCGCCCACGCUGGCCCAGCCCGCUGUCACUUCCUGUCCUUAUAGCUGUGAUGGGAGAGCGGACCUUCCCGAACCUCAGAGCCAUCACAUGAUGUCUGUGACUUGAAGAAAUCAUACUGCUUUGGUUAGAGUCACUGACAGCAUGUGAUGGCCCCACCCAAUCUGGGGUUCAUGAAGCCUCACUCUCUCACCACCAUUCUGUGGCAGUGGUUAGUCCUGGACUCUGGAGGGGCGGGGACAAGAGGUGGUUGAGGAGGGAUGGGGCUGUCCUGUUGGAGCUGCCUUGCCGCCUGUCAGCUUGCCCCACCCCCAGCAAGCCAGCACAUGCUGUAGUUAACUAGUCUGUUUUUCUGAUAAUUUCAGAGAAACAAAAAGUAGUGUUUUAAAGUUAAAAUGUAUUACCAACCUGUCUGAGUGUCAUUUGUCUCCUGGGUUUAUUUCAGUGUCUCCUGUUUCAGUACUUUGGGUUUUUUUUUUUAUAGCCUGUAACUACAGGGUCAUGAAAAGAGCACUGACACUGAACUAUGAUAUUUCAGUGUUUUUGUCACCUUCAUAAAAGCCAAUGUAUCAUGGCUUUUUAUUCACUUUUAAUGGAUGUGAGCCUGUUACAUGUGUUUCACAAUCUGUUCCCCUUAAGGAAUAAGGUAGUGUAAGUUCACUUCAGUGUUAAAUGUUUAUAAUGUCUUCAAGAGGUCAGGGUUAUCUUUAGGUUUUGUGACAGAUUUAAUGAACAGCUUCUGCAUUUUGAAAUUACGGUUGAUGUUACAUUACCAAAGUCUCAAAAACAGUCCAAAGUCAACAUAAAUAAAAUCUAGUGAGAUUUCUUAAUGGUUAGCUUAAUGGUUAGCUUAUUGUGGCCCUCUCACCAUUCAGCAUAAAAUAUAAAACAAAUAAUAUGAUGAACUUGGAUGGGAAAAAAAAUAAAAAUGUAUGCCAUUUUACACCUUACACAUAUUCCUUGUUUAGAGUGAGUGAGAAGUAUAUUGUGCGUAGUAUAUGUACAAUGUAAGUGAAGUUCACGCAUCAUUUUAUUUGAGGGGCAUUAUCAUGGUCAAGUGUUUAAGCCAGAAGUGAAUUCGCUAUGUCUCAAAUGAAAGAUGGCUUUACCCUCUUUGAAGCAAUACUUCAAGGAUCAGCAUGAAAUUCUUUCCAUACGCAGUGAUGGGAGAGGCAGGGUUGGCAAUGGGGGUGAUGGUUAUUGUAGUCCAAACAGAAUACCACAUCUCAGAAUGCUAUAUUCACCCAGUGCCUUGCUUUAUGAUGAACUUGGAGGUACCACAGCACUAUUCAGACUGGCACACAGUGUGAAAUCACUGCUGUCUGUGGUGUUGGUGGGCAUAGAUAACUCCUUAAAAAGGGGGAGAGCAGCCUUAUUGACUACAUGUUGACUUUGUGGAAAUGCACUCUUCUGUAUUGACUCUCUGCUUGCCAUGGUCACACACCUCCUGGUGCUCUCAUGAUGAAGACGGAAGGAAAA
Messenger RNA from Megalops cyprinoides (Indo-Pacific tarpon), 2766 nucleotides. Its product is annotated as aspartate aminotransferase, cytoplasmic. Gene Ontology annotation, cellular component: cytosol. Gene Ontology annotation, biological process: L-aspartate biosynthetic process. The transcript is spliced from 9 exons. The record is from RefSeq and is a predicted model, not a curated record. Lineage: Eukaryota; Metazoa; Chordata; Actinopteri; Elopiformes; Megalopidae. Gene Ontology annotation, molecular function: L-aspartate:2-oxoglutarate transaminase activity; pyridoxal phosphate binding. The coding region runs from base 54 to 1286 and encodes 410 amino acids.